Molecule: messenger RNA, 2741 nt
Organism: Xyrauchen texanus (razorback sucker)
Lineage: Eukaryota; Metazoa; Chordata; Actinopteri; Cypriniformes; Catostomidae
Product: neurofilament medium polypeptide-like
Exons: 3
Coding region: 30-2174 (714 amino acids)
Biological process (GO): neurofilament bundle assembly
Cellular component (GO): cytoplasm; intermediate filament; postsynaptic intermediate filament cytoskeleton
Molecular function (GO): structural constituent of cytoskeleton
Source: RefSeq, a predicted model, not a curated record
ACACCACCAACUCACAAGCACCUUUCACCAUGGACAUGAGAAUGACCUCUUCGCGCAGAAGGGCUCUGGAGAAUCGGACUAACCGUCCUCCAUCGUCCGCAAUGCGCUUGCAAUCUUGGACUAAAAGCAGUCCUGGUUCUUCCCUCUCAUUCAACAGAGCCACAAAUGUCUCCGUUACCAGGUCGUACAACCCCGCGCUGCUCGCGUCUCCUGAGGGUUUCGAACUGAGCGCGGCGCUGAAUGGAGACCCGGUGCGCAAUAACGAAAAGGAGCAACUCCAUGGGCUAAACGACCGCUUCGCGAGUUACAUCGACAAAGUGCGAUUCUUAGAGGGGCAAAACAAGCAGUUGGAAGACGAAAUCCAGGCGCUGAAGCAACAGAAGGAGUCCCAGUCCCUGCAGAGUGAUGCGUACGACCGAGAGCUCCAAGAUCUGCGCAGCGCCCUGGAGCAACUGCACAAUGAGAGAGCGCAAAUCAUGCUGGACACCGACCACAUUGACGAGGAUCUCCAGCGACUCCGAGAGCGAUGCGAAGAUGAAGCCCGACACAGGGAGCACAUGGAAAGCGCCGUUCGAAGCAUGAAGAAAGACAAAGACGACUCGGUUCUGAUGAAAUUGGAGUUGGAGAGGAAAGUCCAGGCUCUUGUGGACGAGAUGAACUUCUUGCGCCAGAACCACGAGGAGGAGAUAAGCGAGCUUCUGGCUCAGCUUCAAGCCGCGCAGGUGCCGGUGGUGGAGAUGAAGGAUCUCCAGAAGACCGAUAUCACCUCUGCUCUCCGGGAGAUCCGCGCGCAGCUGGACGGGUUUUCCUCCAAGAACCUCCAGCAGGCGGAGGAGGUGUUCAAGUGCCGCUACGCCAAGCUGUCGGACGCUGCGGAACAGAACAAGGAUGCUAUAAAGUCUAUACGGGAUGAGCUCGCAGAUUACCGCCGUCAGAUUCAAGCCAAGAACAUUGAACUUGAAGCACUUCGUGGCAACAAAGAUUCUCUGGAGAGGCAACUGGAUGAUAUCGAGGACCGCCACAACAGCGACGUUGCAAGUUAUCAGGAGAUGAUCCUCCAACUGGAAAAUGACUUGAAGGGAACAAAGUGGGAAAUGACUCGUCAUCUCCGGGAAUAUCAAGAUCUGCUCAACGUCAAGAUGGCACUGGAUGCUGAAAUAGCAGCUUACAGGAAAUUGCUGGAAGGAGAGGAGACGCGCUUCCGCAGCACUUCAGGAAGUAUUUCUAGCACUUCCUUCGCGUACAGCCAGCCCAAAACCUCUAAAGUCAAGCAUAAAAUUGUGGAGGAGAUCAUUGAGGAGACCAAAGGAGAGAGUGACAUCGAUGAUGACCUUGCAGAAGUCGCAAGAGAGGUGGCAAAAGAUGCUGGUGAGGAAAAGGAGGAAGAGGGGAAGGAAGAGGAGGAGAUUGUUGCCACCAGUCAAGCCAAAGUGAGUUCUAGCGCUCCUGAGGGUGAAGAGGAAGAGAAAGGACAGGAUGAAGAAGAAAUAGCAGAAGAGGGAGAAGCUGAUGAGGAGGUAGAGGGUGCAGCAGAUGAGGAGGAAGAGGAAGGAGGGGAAGAGGAAGCAGAGGAGGGGGAAGAGGAAGCAGAGGAGGGGGAAGAGGAAGAGGGACAGGAAGUUGAAGUGAUUGCAGAGACCGAGCUGUGUGGCGAGAAACCUCCAACAUCAGAUAAAGACGAGAAAGAGAGCAGUGACAAAGAUGAGGAAGGAAAAGAAGAUGAAGAGGGGGAUAAAGAAGGAGAGGCAGAGGGUAAAGAACAAGCCAAAGAUCAUGAGGAAAAGGAAGAAGCCGAUGAAAAAGACAAUGAAGAAGAGGAAAAAAAAUCUGAAGGAGACAAAGAGAAGAAAGACGACUCUGGAGAAGAAACAAAAGCUGAAUCAGAAAAAAGUGACAAAGAAGUGAUUGGAGAGAAGCAGGAACCAACAAGCCCAGCAGAUGAGAAACAUGAAAAGGGAAAAGAAGUGGUUGUUACCAAUGGUGACCAGACAAGCUCUGCCAAAGACAAAGCCAGCCCAAAAGAAGAGGUUAAAAUCAGUACAGUGGAGACCGUUACCAAUGGAGACAAGGAAACAACCAAACCAGACAUAGAGAAAGAGAAAAAAGAAGAAGAAAAGCCACAGGAGAAAGAGAAAGUUACCAAAAAGGUGGAGAAAGUGACCCCACAAGCAUAGAAGGACAUCAAAGGGAAAGACUGAUCCUUAAAUUACCUCAACACAAGGAAACUAGUUCUAUCCAAUUGUUAGAAAUUACUCUAUUUGAUGCAAAAUGCGAAAACCAACUUGAACGCCGUUUGAUGCAGCUACUAAAAUAAAUGCAUGCGUGUUAUACGAUUGACUUGCAUGUCUGGGAGGACAUGCUGAGCCAUGCUGAGCUGUUCUGUCAGAAAUCAUAGUGCGUUUGAUUUAAAAUGCAAGUACAUUAUGCUGCUAAUGACUUGAAUGAUAUGUAGUCUGUUAAUGAAAGAUUUUACAGUGAUUUGAAAUUCCUGAGCAGUUAUCCAGCAAUAAUGGUGCUACUACAACAUCGACAUUUGCAAGCGCACUUGAAGCAGAAUGAUAUCUUUCUAGUAUACUUCUUGCCUUAAGACUUAAUGCACUAAAUCAAUGAUAAGAGUCGGUUUGUUAAUGUUCGGUUUGAUAAUAUAAAACACAAGAACUGUUAACAAUGAUACUUUGAAUGCUAAAGGUGCUUCAAUUUGCAAUAUCAAUAUCACCUCAAUCAAUAAAAACUUUCCUAAA